AUGAGCUUUUACCAACCAUCAUUAUCCCUUUACGACAUUUUGAAUGCAUUGUCCAACCAAGGUGGCCUGAGAGAGCAGCAGGAACCUCCCCGUCAAACGCAAAGGCCACAGAGACACUAUCCGCAUCACGGUCAGUCACAUGCUGGCGGACACCACCCCCAUCACCACCACCCACUGUACAACAGGUAUAACGGCCCUCCCAGUAGCUAUUACUACCAGUUCCCGGGACAAGCCCAUUACUACAGCCCGGAAUACGGCUGCGAUGAUGAAAGCGGCUACGAGGAAGACCAAGACGAAGAUAUGGUCGAUAACGGGAGAAACUACGGUGAAGAGCAACAAGAAAGUGGCCGCUCCAGGCAGUAUCCAUCCUACUACCACAGCAACGCUGCGAGGAACUACAGUAACGACCAACAGGCGAACAGUUUGAACGACUUGUUGACUGCUUUAAUUGGCGUUCCACCUUAUGAAGAAGUUGAACCAGAGGUAGAAGCAAAGGCUGUAGAGAAGGAAAAUGAAAACGGGAACGGGAAUGAGAAUGAGAAGCCACAAACAUGGGCACCAGGUGAAAAAUCCGAGGAACCAAAGGUGGAAACGUCAGGAAACAAUAACAAUCCUCCUCCAGAGAAACCGGAAGCGUCCUCAAAACCACCGCUAAAUAAGAAACGCUCAUCUUUCGCUCACUUGCAAGCUCCAUCUCCGGUUCCUGACCCUUUACAAGUUUCCAAACCGGAAGGGAGAAUGGACUUGCCAUUUUCACCCGAGGUGAACAUCUACGAUACCAAGGACACUUACGUGGUUGUUCUUGCGCUACCAGGCGCCAACUCUAAAGCGUUCCACAUAGAUUACCAUCCCUCCUCUCAUGAACUACUUAUCAAAGGUAAAAUCGAGGACAGAAUCGGGAUUGACGAAAAAUUCCUGAAAAUCACAGAACUGAAGUAUGGUGCCUUCGAAAGAACCGUCAAGUUCCCUGUCUUGCCUCGUAUCAAAGACGAGGAAAUCAAAGCGACCUACAACAAUGGUCUACUACAGAUCAAGGUCCCCAAAAUCGUCAACGAUACUGAAAAACCAAAACCUAAAAAGAGAAUUGCCAUCGAAGAAAUACCUGACGAAGAAUUAGAAUUUGAAGAAAACCCCAACCCUGCUGAACCAAAUUGA
Messenger RNA from Saccharomyces eubayanus, 1155 nucleotides. RefSeq names its product heat shock protein HSP42 (gene HSP42). Lineage: Eukaryota; Fungi; Ascomycota; Saccharomycetes; Saccharomycetales; Saccharomycetaceae. Bases 1 to 1155 code for a protein of 384 amino acids. The transcript has a single exon. The record is from RefSeq and is a predicted model, not a curated record.